This is a messenger RNA of Acanthamoeba castellanii str. Neff, 1197 nucleotides long. Its product is annotated as RhoGAP domain containing protein. The record is from RefSeq and is a predicted model, not a curated record. Gene Ontology annotation, cellular component: cytoplasm. NCBI's taxonomy places the organism in Eukaryota, Discosea, Longamoebia, Acanthamoebidae. Gene Ontology annotation, molecular function: protein binding. Gene Ontology annotation, biological process: negative regulation of cell migration; signal transduction.
AUGUUCAGCAAGAAGGAGAAGGUGGCCCCGCGCCAUGUGCGGGCCAUCAAGAGCUAUACGGCGCAGCACGAAACCGAGCUCAGCUUUCAGGAGGGCGACGAGCUCCUACAGCUGGACGAGAUGUUCAGCAAGAAGGAGAAGGUGGCCCCGCGCCAUGUGCGGGCCAUCAAGAGCUAUACGGCGCAGCACGAAACCGAGCUCAGCUUUCAGGAGGGCGACGAGCUCCUACAGCUGGACGAGUCCUUUGGGUGGCUGGAGGGCGAGCUCAACGGCGUAAGGGGUUGGUUUCCACACGACCAUGUUGAAGCCAUGUUCAGCAAGAAGGAGAAGGUGGCCCCGCGCCAUGUGCGGGCCAUCAAGAGCUAUACGGCGCAGCACGAAACCGAGCUCAGCUUUCAGGAGGGCGACGAGCUCCUACAGCUGGACGAGUCCUUUGGGUGGCUGGAGGGCGAGCUCAACGGCGUAAGGGGUUGGUUUCCACACGACCAUGUUGAAGCCGUCGGCCCCCCACUCGCACAAGGGGGCGGCAUUCAACCGGUCGACGAAACCGAACCCGAGCAAGGCAGUUCCAUUUUGUCGAGGCGCAGGAUGACCAGCGAGCGGCUGGAGUCUUUCCUCACGUUGCGAAGGCCCAUCCGUAAGGACCUCGAGAACAGAAACAUCCUGCCUGCAGGGACGGCCGUGGGAACGAACUGCAGCCCGCAGGUCGUUGAAGCACAGAAGAAGCUCGAGAAGACCAAGAAGGCGCAAGUGCUCUCCAACUUCCUCAAGGGGUCGGUCAUUUUCAGGAAGAAAGAAGCAUUGGACACACACGGUCUGUUUCGACUUUCGGGCAAUCAGCUCGACAUCAACAAGUGGAAAGAUGCGCUGAGCGCUCAUGAUGGGUUUGUCGACUUCAAGAAGGAGAACGUCGACGUUCAUGUCGUAGCGUGCCUUCUUAAGGAGUACAUCCGAUCACUGCCCGAACCGCCAGGCCUGCCCGAGCCCAAUAGGAUCUUCCUAAACUACAUGCUUGUAUUCUUGAAGAAGGUGUCGAUGCACGCGGAUGUCAAUAUGAUGACCAGUGCCAACCUAGGCAUCAUCUUUGGCCCCUCGUUCGUGCAGCCCAAGAUGGUGACGAUGGAGAAGAUGAUGUGUCCCAAACCCGUGGAGGUGGUAGGCCAGCUCAUCGAGUUGGGCUCCAUCCCGGCGAAGUAA